This is a messenger RNA of Lathyrus sativus (Indian pea), 630 nucleotides long. NCBI's taxonomy places the organism in Eukaryota, Viridiplantae, Streptophyta, Magnoliopsida, Fabales, Fabaceae. The record is from the annotation of a GenBank genome assembly.
AUGGAUUCAUCUCACCGAUUAUUCAACAGAGAAAGAACUCUUCAUCAGAUCCUUGGAGCUGGUCAAGUUGCAGACUUGAUACUAUGGAGAAGGAAGAAUCAAACUGUGAUGAUAUUGUUGGUGACAUUAGCUGCAUUUGUUGUGUUUGAGAGAUCUGGUUAUACACUUUUGUCUCUUGUUUCUAGUGUUCUUCUCCUUCUUGUUGUUAUUCUUUUUCUUUGGGCUAAAUCAGCAGCAAUUCUCAAUAGACCUGCUCCACCUCUACCACAGUUGCAUCUGUCAGAUGAAAUCACAAAUGAAAUGGCAGCUUUUAUCCAAACCAGAGUUAAUAAUCUGUUUUCAGUUUCUCAUGAUAUCGCCCUCGGUAAGGACUCAAGGCUGUUUCUGAAAGUAGCUGCAUACCUAUGGUUAAUUUCUGUUGUUGGCGGUUUCACUGAUUUUCUUACCUUGGCAUACACCAGUCUCUUUAUUCUUCUUACUUUACCUGCACUCUAUGAAAGAUAUGAAGAUUACAUUGAUAGAUUUAUUUUGAAGUGCUACACCAAAUUAUGCCAGUUGUAUAGGAAAAUAAAUGAGGAAUAUAUCAGCAGAGUCCAAUACUGGAUUCUGGAGAAGAAAAAGCUUAGCUGA